UAUACGUAUUGAAAAUGCAAAACAAAUAACUAAUAAGUAAACUGUACGACGUACGUAUACAAAUAAAAAGUAACUUACCAUUAAUAUUUGUCGAUCAUUCAUUAUAAUACUUGCUGUAAACAUUCCAAAAAAAAACUUCUAAAGAAAUGUUAAGUUUGAAUGUUUCGGACCAUUGAAACAUUUUUUUAACUUCUUAAACGUCAGAUUGUUUUAUAGUUGAUAGAGAAUUUAAUAUCACAAAUAUGUUCAAGUAUACAUACAUCUACGCCAUUGUGUUUUUGGAUUUGAUCAGUAUUAGUUUCAUAAUACCGGUUUUGGGAACGCAUUUAAGAGAUAUAGGUGCCAGCCACUUUCAAAUCGCACUUUUAGGAUCUACAUAUUCAGCUCUGCAAUUUUUAUCCGGCACUCCGAUUGGCGCCCUCAGUGAUAAGUAUGGUCGUAAAAACGUUCUCUUAGUGACUAUAAGUAUUUGCGCCGUAGCUUACUUUAUCUUGGGUUGCUUGAAAUCACUUGUUUUAAUAGCUGUAGUCCGCCUUGUUCAAGGAUGCGUCAAACACACACAGCUGUUAUGUAAAACACUGAUUAAUGAUAAUGUACCACCAGAAAAACAAACAACUGCGUACGGCUAUAUGAACGGUUUCUCAGCACUGUCAUUCGUGGUCGGCCCAAUCGUUGGAGGACAUCUUAUGGAAAAGAAGGAAGGUUUUUAUACUUUGGCUUGUUAUACUGCAUUGGUGUUUUUUAUCAAUGGCAUUGUUGUAUGGCUUACAGUUCCUAAUACAGUUGUUAAUAAAGAUACCAAGGUAAAAAGUAAAAAAGUCAGAAACACGUCUCCGUUCAGCGACUUAAUGGAAGUAGACUGGAAAGAGUGUUGGCCUGCGUUUUCACUGAAAAUGUUAAGCGCUGCAUCGAUGUUUGCGUUUUACAGUUCUGUUGGGUUAGGCAUGACGGAAAAGUUCAAUCUGUCGCCGUCGGAAGCCGGAUACACCGGAGCUGUACAAGGACUAACUGGCGGGAUUACUGGAUUUGCUGCUGGCAAAAUCGAACACAUAUUUACAUCUAAAAAUCCGUUUUUCAAGAGCUCUUAUACUUUUGCCUUGCUCGGGGCUGGUUUCGUAGCUCUAGCAAUAUCUCCAAACAUUGCAAUAUUUACAGUAGCACUAAUUCCAAUCAGUAUCUCGGCGACACUCCUAAGAGGAUUCAACAACGAAAUAGUCUACGAAAACAGUUCGGCCGACCACCGAGGACUUGUUGCUGGUGCGGGAGCUAGUGCAGCCGCAAUUUCCAGAUUUCUAUCGCCGUUAGUGUGUGGUUUGACAAUGGACAUGUUUGGUAGUAGUUCUGGAUUUAUCUUAUCAGCGAUAUUUGCAUUUGUCGGUGCUAUUUUAUCAAAAUUUCUAAUUGGAAAAUCAAAAAUUGAAUAAAUUUAUGUUUGUUGCAUGAAGUUUCUCUAUCUAGACCACAAUUGGCAAAGUACAUUUGUGAUUUGUUAAGUCUGAGAAAAAAUAAAAAUAAGUACUGGUUUUCAAAUAAAAAGAUGCUAUUAUUGUUAGUUAAUGUAAUAUGUUAAGAUUUAGGUAAGUAAAAUAUCAAAUUUAUGUUCUUAUGUAAAAAAAAAAUAUUUGUUAAAAUUAUUGUUUAAUCGAAAUGAAUAUGUUAAUUUAUAUAAGUCGGUUACCUUUAAAUUUAAUUAUCCAUUUAUGAUAUAAAAAAAAAAAAUUGUUUGAUAUCAAUAUGACAUUUUUA
Adelges cooleyi (spruce gall adelgid) is the source of this 1746-nucleotide messenger RNA. Its product is annotated as major facilitator superfamily domain-containing protein 9-like. The transcript has 3 exons. Gene Ontology annotation, cellular component: membrane. The record is from RefSeq and is a predicted model, not a curated record. Bases 243 to 1424 code for a protein of 393 amino acids. Gene Ontology annotation, molecular function: transmembrane transporter activity. Lineage: Eukaryota; Metazoa; Arthropoda; Insecta; Hemiptera; Adelgidae. Gene Ontology annotation, biological process: transmembrane transport.